Molecule: messenger RNA, 699 nt
Organism: Maylandia zebra (zebra mbuna)
Lineage: Eukaryota; Metazoa; Chordata; Actinopteri; Cichliformes; Cichlidae
Source: RefSeq, a predicted model, not a curated record
CGAGUUACCUUUUAACGAUCACCGUUUUCCUGUGAAAGGUUUAACCGGAAGUUUGCUGUUGCUGAGAAACCGGGUUGUAAACGUCUUGCUUUAGCUAGAGUCGUUUAAAGGCCGCAAAAAGAAAAAAUCAAACAAAGUAAUCUGGACCAGUGUUUGUAGAUCUAAAUAUGUCAAACCGGGAUCCUUUCCCCUCUCCGAGGGUAGAAAACGACCUCACUCUCUGCGGCUACAGGCCGCAGCAGAAAAAAACAUACAAUAAACCAACUCACAUCGCCCAGACUGAGGAACCUUGGAGUCGCCUCCACGACACAGCCACUGUGUCCAGCACCCAGCGGAGUAUUUUGAACUGUACACAGACUCCAAACGACAGCCUCGACCUUCAGCUAAACGCGGUCUACGAUCACCACAAGAACUGCUUCUGGAGCAAGAACCAGAUUUUGUACCAGAAGGAGACUGUCUCUGAAGACCACAGGAAAGAGGCAAACUUAGAGAUGGAGGAAGCAGAAAGUGGAAUCACAGUGUGGGUCGACAAACAGCUAGGCGCUCUAUUCGCAUCAGCUGACACACAGGCGUCUUCAGACAGGGGCUGCUCUACAAAGCACAAGAACUUCAGCUCCGCAUGAAGCUUCAAGAGCUAACAUCUCUAACAACUGCUGACCUCGGCCCUGGAAAUAAACGAGUUCUUUCAAUGCUUCUUUA